GAAGAUGGAGAGAGCCAGGUAGAUAAAGGGGAGACAUUACCUGUGUACGAGCGGGAAGAUGGAGAGAGCCAGGUAGAUGAAGGGGAGACAUUACCUGUGUACGAGUGGGAAGAUGGAGAGAGCCAGGUAGAUGACCUUACCUGUGUACGAGCCGGAAGAUGGAGAGAGCCAGGUAGAUGACCUUACCUGUGUACGAGCGGGAAGAUGGAGAGAGCCAGGUAGAUGACCUUACCUGUGUACGAGCGGGAAGAUGGAGAGAGCCAGGUAGAUGAAGGGGAGACAUUACCUGUGUACGAGCGGGAAGAUGGAGAGAGCCAGGUAGAUGACCUUACCUGUGUACGAGAGGGAAGAUGGAGAGAGCCAGGUAGAUAAAGGGGAGACAUUACCUGUGUACGAGUGGGAAGAUGGAGAGAGCCAGGUAGAUAAAGGGGAGACAUUACCUGUGUACGAGAGGGAAGAUGGAGAGAGCCAGGUAGAUGAAGGGGAGACAUUACCUGUGUACGAGUGGCAAGAUGGAGAGAGCCAGGUAGAUGAAGGGGAGACAUUACCUGUGUACGAGCGGGAAGAUGGAGAGAGCCAGGUAGAUGAAGGGGAGACAUUACCUGUGUACGAGUGGGAAGAUGGAGAGAGCCAGGUAGAUGAAGGGGAGACAUUACCUGUGUACGAGUGGGAAGAUGGAGAGAGCCAGGUAGAUGAAGAGGAGACAUUACCUGUGUACAAGCGGGAAGAUGGAGAGAGCCAGGUAGAUGAAAGGGAGACAUUUACUGUGUACAAGCGGGAAGAUGCAGAGAGCCAGGAAGAUCAAGGGGAAAACUUUACCUGUGUACAAGCGGGGAAGAUGGAGAGAGCCAG
Molecule: messenger RNA, 852 nt
Organism: Branchiostoma floridae (Florida lancelet)
Lineage: Eukaryota; Metazoa; Chordata; Leptocardii; Amphioxiformes; Branchiostomatidae
Product: circumsporozoite protein-like
Exons: 3
Source: RefSeq, a predicted model, not a curated record